Messenger RNA from Schizosaccharomyces japonicus yFS275, 1964 nucleotides. Its product is annotated as ATP-dependent RNA helicase Dbp9. The record is from RefSeq and is a predicted model, not a curated record. The transcript has a single exon. Lineage: Eukaryota; Fungi; Ascomycota; Schizosaccharomycetes; Schizosaccharomycetales; Schizosaccharomycetaceae. The coding region runs from base 107 to 1798 and encodes 563 amino acids. Gene Ontology annotation, cellular component: nucleolus. Gene Ontology annotation, molecular function: DNA helicase activity; DNA/RNA helicase activity; RNA helicase activity. Gene Ontology annotation, biological process: maturation of LSU-rRNA from tricistronic rRNA transcript (SSU-rRNA, 5.8S rRNA, LSU-rRNA).
CACCAAAACAAUAAUAUUACUGAGCCAAGCAGGACUUGGAAUUGGAACCCACGAGCACUGCCAUUUUGGGAAUAGAAAUCAUUCGUUAGGCAGAAACUCGCUCAAAAUGUCAUCAAAAACGACGGAGGGGCAUCAAUCUUUUGCUUCUUUUGAGCUGGAUCCUAGACUGUUGCGUGCAAUUGAGAAAAAUGGAUUUGAAACGCCUACUCUUGUUCAGUCAAAGGCAAUUCCUCUUGCUUUGAAAGGCCAUGAUCUGCUUGUGCGUGCUCGUACAGGUUCAGGAAAGACUGCUUCUUAUUUGAUUCCCAUCAUCGAGCAAAUUCUUCGGAAAAAAGAAAGCAAAAGUUUGACUACAGGUGGUAUUCUUGGUCUUAUACUUGUUCCUACUCGUGAGCUUGCUCAGCAAGUGAUGAAGGUUUUGGAAAAGCUCACGGCUUUUUGUAGCAAGAAUAUCCGUUUUACAAAUCUUGCAUCAAACGUAUCAACAGCCGUUCAAAAGCCAUUACUGCUUGACCUCCCUGACCUUGUUAUUGCAACUCCUAGUCGAGCUGUCGCUCACAUUACCGCUGGUAACAUGUCACUCAACGAACUAUUGUACUUGGUCAUUGACGAAGCAGACCUGGUGUUUUCAUUUGGCUACAAGGAUGAUAUUGUGACGCUUACGAAGUCUCUUCCACAGGGUUGUCAGUCUUUCUUAAUGUCGGCUACGCUGAACGACAAUACAGAUUCGCUGAAGGGUCUCGUGUGUCGCAAUCCGGUAACACUUAAAUUAGAAGAAAGCGAGGCUGAAGGACAGUUGACUCAGUACGUUGUGAAAUGUGGUGAACAGGAAAAGUUUCUUCUUGCAUAUGUGCUGUUCAAACUGUCUCUUAUUAAAGGAAAAAUUCUUGUGUUUGUAAACGAAAUUGAUCGCUGCUACCGCUUAAAACUUUUCCUUGAACAAUUCGGUAUCAAAAGUCUUGUUCUGAAUUCAGAACUCCCCAUUAACACACGUAUGCACAUUGUUGAUCAGUUUAACAAGGGUCUUUACCAAAUCAUCAUUGCUGCAGACGAAGGCGAACGUGAUGACGAGGGGGUAGAGGAACAGGCAAACACGGAAACUGAAGCUCAGUCGUCGGGCGAAUCAAAAAAGAGUAAGCAUGGUAAGAAGGACAAGGAGUAUGGCGUUGCUCGCGGUCUCGAUUUUGAGGACGUUGCAUGUGUCUUGAACUUUGACAUGCCCACAACUACGAAAUCAUACAUUCACCGUGUUGGUCGCACUGCUCGAGCGGGAAAACCCGGUAUCUCAUUAAGUUUCGUUGUGCCAAAGAACGAGGUUGGCAAACACAGGCCCACGACUCUCGCAAGCUGCAAAAAAGAUGAACGCGUGCUGCAUCGGCUGGAAAAGAAGGGCAUUGAACUUGCUCCGUAUAAGUUCAAUAAAGAGCAGACACAGGCGUUCCAAUAUCGUAUGGAAGACGCACUUCGUUCUGUCACCCGUGUUGCUGUGCAAGAAGCUCGUACAGCUGAACUUAAGCAGGAAAUUCUCGCGUCUGAGAAGCUUAAGUCGUAUUUUUCUGAAAAUCCAGAUGAUCUUGUUUCAUUAACCCAUGACACUGCGGCCAGUGUACGGAUGGCCCGCACACAAAAACACCUGAAGCAUGUUCCAGACUAUUUACUUCCCAAAGGCAAACAGGCAGUUGCUGCUGAAGUUGGUUUUGUUCCAUACACAAAACAGAACGGGCGUAAGCAUGUACAACGCUCUCGGACUCGUGGAAAACAACGUUACGAUCCUUUGCGUACGAUGCGUAGGAAAUAGUUCUGCUUUUAGAUGUUUGACUGGCGAUUCAAAAGUGUAGAUUGUUUUGGGAAAUGGGAUUGAUACGGUAGGUUUCAAUUUGUGAAAUAGAUUAUGCAUUACAAAACUACGUAGACUGUCUAACUGUAAAAUAUAUGUUCCUAUACUUAUCCGGAAGAGGCGUCAC